AUGCCCGACGACGAUUCGUUUGACAAGUUUGUCGAAGAGAUAUUUGACUCAUUGUAUUCUACCUCCAUAGGAACGCAGUCUCUUCCCCCACCCGAACUCCCGCGGCUUGUGGCCGAACAACACGUGCCUAUCUCGGCCAGCGAUAAAGACACAAAGCGAUUAAUCGUCGUCUUGUCCAAUGCAAGCCUCGAAACUUACAAGGCGGCCCAUAGCGGGAAGUCCGGCAAAGAAGAGAAGUAUUCGCUGUUGAACAGUGACGAACACAUUGGCGUGAUGCGCAAGAUGGGCCGUGAUAUUAGUGAUGCGAGACCGGAUAUCACACAUCAGUGCCUGCUUACGCUCCUGGAUUCGCCCAUCAACAAGGCCGGAAGACUGCAGAUCUUCAUCCACACUGCUAAAGGCGUCUUGAUCGAAGUCAACCCAAGCGUGCGUAUCCCGCGAACCUUUAAACGAUUCGCCGGUCUCAUGGUUCAACUACUACACCGGCUUUCAAUCCGAUCAGUCAACUCUCAAGAAAAAUUGCUCAAGGUCAUCAAAAACCCCAUCACGGACCAUUUACCACCCAAUUGCCGGAAAGUGACGCUGAGUUUCGAUGCAGACGUGGUCCGUGUCAGAGACUAUGUUGACAAGCUUGCUCCCACCGAAAGCAUCUGCGUUUUCGUCGGUGCUAUGGCCAAGGGAAAAGACGACUUCGCCGAUGCCUUCAAAGACGAGUCCAUCAGUAUCAGCAACUACAGUCUCAGUGCCAGUGUGACGUGUAGCAAAUUUUGUCACGCCUGCGAAGACUCCUGGGACAUCAUUUGAUGACGCAUCGGUAUGUUCUACUAAUUUCUCUCACCUACCAGAUAUUUCUCAUCUCAGCGGCACUUCUGCACGACCUGGAUCACAACAUCUGGGCCACGUUGCACGAAACAUUGCCUGCUUUGCAUUGGGGGAGUUGGAUCUGGCGUUUGUUUUCACAACAAGACAUACUUGGUUCAACAUACCUCAAGGCGAUUCCUUUCGUCGGUGAAUCGUAGGUGCAUGUCAACCUGCCCUACAUCUUAAAAGCCAAUAUGGUAGAAUCUACGGAGGACAGAUUUGAUGACAAGACUUGUUGUCUUGUGCGAGAAAUUAUCAUGACUGGACAUCAUAUAGGAAUGGACACAGGUACAUCGAUAGCCAGCUCCCAUGCCCCUUUGUGAUAAGGCCACGGAGAAGAGAGGCCAGCAUUCCUGCUACAUCCAGUACGAACCAAAAUUAGGAGGAGCCUCGUUUCGAUGUAUGACAGCGUCGGGUUGGAAUUCGUUACGCUAGAUUGUCCCACUGUCACCCCAGCACCGUGUAGCUGAUGCCAGUGGCCAGAUGAGAUUAUGCAGCGUAGCUUACAAUACCUAUCAACCCACGCCA
Messenger RNA from Exophiala oligosperma, 1389 nucleotides. Its product is annotated as ribosomal RNA small subunit methyltransferase NEP1. Gene Ontology annotation, biological process: rRNA base methylation. Bases 1 to 804 code for a protein of 267 amino acids. Gene Ontology annotation, cellular component: small-subunit processome; nucleolus. Gene Ontology annotation, molecular function: rRNA (pseudouridine) methyltransferase activity; rRNA binding. The transcript is spliced from 2 exons. The record is from RefSeq and is a predicted model, not a curated record. NCBI's taxonomy places the organism in Eukaryota, Fungi, Ascomycota, Eurotiomycetes, Chaetothyriales, Herpotrichiellaceae.